Molecule: messenger RNA, 1725 nt
Organism: Didymosphaeria variabile
Lineage: Eukaryota; Fungi; Ascomycota; Dothideomycetes; Pleosporales; Didymosphaeriaceae
Gene: TGL3
Product: triacylglycerol lipase
Exons: 1
Coding region: 1-1725 (574 amino acids)
Biological process (GO): lipid metabolic process
Molecular function (GO): triacylglycerol lipase activity
Source: RefSeq, a predicted model, not a curated record
AUGCUAAUACCGUUCUUCAAGCAAAUAUCCUCCUGGUGGGCCGCAAAGGAACCCCGCGAUGUCCUCCUUGAAGCGCUCGCCGACUCCAAUCUUUACGAGGAAUAUGAAGCCGCGGCUUUCCAGCUCGACGAGGUCCUUGGCUACGACCUCUGGCGCCAGAAUCCUACGUCCAAAUACUACGAUUACCGCCUCAUAUACCAGCGGUUGCAGGCCAUAACUACGGCUCGCGAGGAAGAUGACAUACUGGGACUUGUGUCGCUGUUGCGAAGUGGAUUGGUGCGGAAUCUGGGCAACAUAACGGCUUCGAGGCUGUUCAACAGAGCAUACGCCGGUACCAAACUGUUGAUCGAGGACUACAUCACGCAGGUCGCGCUCGCUGUGGACCAUGUUACGAGUUACCCAGUGACCGCGGACUCGGGACUUACAACUCAAAACAAGCUGGAUGUGCUGCACGACACGCGCCAGGCCUUUGGACGUUCGGUCCUUGUCCUUCAAGGCGGCGCCAUCUUCGGGUUGUGUCACCUGGGUGUAGUAAAAGCGCUCCAUCUACGCGGCCUUUUACCUCGUAUCAUCUCUGGAACAGCGACCGGCGCGCUGAUUGCAGCACUUGUCGGCGUCCACACCGAAGACGAGCUGCUCGACUUCCUCAAAGGCGAAAGCAUCGACCUCACAGCCUUUACCGGGAAAGUCGAAGCCUCGAGGCAAGGCACAUGGUACCAGACCGUCAUGCGGCGUAUCAGGCGCUUCAUUCGCGACGGCUACUUCCUGGACGUAUCCGUCCUAGAACAAGUUGUCCGCGCCAACGUCUCAGACCUCACCUUCGAAGAAGCCUACCUCAAGACUAAACGCGUCCUGAACAUCACCGUCUCCACCACUGGCGGCGGCGGCGUCCCCGACCUCCUAAACUACCUCACCGCGCCCAACGUACUCAUCUGGUCCGCCGCCCUUGCCUCAAACGCCUCCUCCACCCUCUACAAACAAGUCACCCUCCUCUGCAAAGACGACGCCGGAAACAUCACACCCUGGUCGCCCUCGCUAUCUACUACGUUCCGCCCCUGGACCCACGCCUCGUACGCAGACACAAGAGAAUCGCCGCUUCAUAGAAUAGCGGAGCUGUUUAACGUGAACCACUUCAUCGUCUCCCAAGCACGUCCCUACCUCGCCCCCUUCCUCCGUUCCGACCUGCACCACCCCAACCCCAAACAAGACGGCAGGAGAUACCAGCUCAGCAUGCCCGUCCUGCGCCUCAUCGUCAUGGAAAUCCAGCACCGGCUUCACCAGCUCAAUGAGCUAGGUAUCUUGCCCCCGAGCAUACGCAGGUUUCUGCUUGAUGAGAAUAUCCCCGGUCCGAGUCUGACGCUCGUGCCUGAGCUCACCCCGCGGGAUUUCUUCCGGUUGCUGGAGAAUCCGACGAAGGAUGCGCUGGACUAUUGGAUAAGGAGGGGCGAGAAGAGCGUGUGGCCGGCGGUGGGCGCGCUGAAGGUUAGGUGCGCGGUGGAAGUUGAGCUGGAUAGGGGGUAUCAACUCGUGCGACGGCGGCGGAAGAACGGGAGGCAAGGCGAGAAAGAGAGUCCCACGGAGGGCGUGUCCAGCGCGGUGAUGGCAGGCGAGCGUCUGAGAAAGAGCGGGAGCAGAGGGGAGGAGGUAUGGGAGAGCGAGAGGCGGAGGAGGGCUGCGAGUUUCGGAGAAGGAUCCACACUUUUGUCGCAUACUCAUGCAGGAUAA